AUAGUUUUCAUUAUAACCUGUCUUUGCCAUUCUGGAUGGAAUUCUGUGCACAGAAGUUAUAUACAUAUAUGGGUAUAUCUAUGUAACAAAUCGCAGCACAGGAGCCCCCUGGGCUCCCUCCGGCUCUGGUAUGACAUAUUUGAGCCAUAUAAAUUCAGCUUCUCCUCUGGCAUCUGUUAGCCGGCUCACUUGCAACUCCACCUCAGCAGUGGUCUCAGUCCUCUCAAAGCAGGGAAAGAGCACUGUGUGCUGGGAGACUAUGGCAAAGAAUCCUCCCGAGAACUGUGAGGACUGUCACAUUCUAAAUGCAGAAGCUUUGAAAUCCAAGAAGAUAUGUAAAUCACUGAAGAUUUGUGGACUGGUAUUUGGUGUCCUGGCCUUAACUCUAAUUGUCCUGUUUUGGGGGAGCAAACACUUCUGGCCCGAGGUAUCCAAGAAAACCUAUGACAUGGAGCACACUUUCUACAGCAAUGGGGAGAAGAAGAAGAUUUACAUGGAAAUUGAUCCCAUGACCAGAACGGAAAUAUUCAGAAGCGGAAAUGGCACUGAUGAAACAUUGGAAGUUCAUGACUUUAAAAAUGGAUACACUGGCAUCUACUUCGUAGGUCUUCAAAAGUGCUUUAUUAAAACUCAAAUCAAAGUGAUUCCUGAAUUUUCGGAACCAGAAGAGGAAAUAGAUGAGAAUGAAGAAAUCACUACAACUUUCUUUGAACAGUCAGUGAUUUGGGUUCCUGCAGAAAAGCCUAUUGAAAACCGAGACUUUCUGAAAAAUUCUAAAAUUCUGGAGAUUUGCGAUAAUGUGACCAUGUACUGGAUCAAUCCCACUCUAAUAUCAGUUUCAGAGUUACAAGACUUUGAGGAGGAUGGUGAAGAUCUUCAUUUUCCUACCAAUGAAAAGAAGGGGAUUGAACAGAAUGAGCAAUGGGUGGUUCCGCAAGUAAAGGUGGAGAAGAGCCGUCACACCAGACAAGCAAGUGAGGAAGACCUUCCAGUCAAUGACUAUACUGAAAAUGGAAUCGAAUUUGACCCCAUGCUGGAUGAGAGAGGUUAUUGUUGUAUUUACUGUCGUAGAGGCAACCGCUACUGCCGCCGUGUCUGUGAACCUUUACUAGGUUAUUACCCAUAUCCAUACUGCUACCAAGGAGGAAGAGUCAUCUGUCGUGUCAUCAUGCCUUGCAACUGGUGGGUGGCCCGCAUGCUUGGGAGAGUCUAAUAGGAAGUUUGAGUUCAAAUGCCUAACCUUCUGUUAGCCAACAUAUAAUAAAUGCAUGCUAUUCAAUGACUUUCUAUGAGGCAUUUGCCUCCUAGUAGCCUAUCCUCCAGAAUUACUUUUAGGUUAUUCCUCUCUUCAUGUUCUAAUAAACUUCUACAUCAUCA
Molecule: messenger RNA, 1377 nt
Organism: Peromyscus californicus insignis
Lineage: Eukaryota; Metazoa; Chordata; Mammalia; Rodentia; Cricetidae
Gene: Tnmd
Product: tenomodulin
Exons: 7
Coding region: 131-1213 (360 amino acids)
Biological process (GO): negative regulation of endothelial cell proliferation; negative regulation of angiogenesis
Source: RefSeq, a predicted model, not a curated record